Molecule: messenger RNA, 1556 nt
Organism: Ipomoea nil (Japanese morning glory)
Lineage: Eukaryota; Viridiplantae; Streptophyta; Magnoliopsida; Solanales; Convolvulaceae
Product: cysteine synthase 2
Exons: 6
Coding region: 87-1361 (424 amino acids)
Cellular component (GO): cytoplasm
Molecular function (GO): cysteine synthase activity
Source: RefSeq, a predicted model, not a curated record
UAUUUGGACAUGCACUGUAUUUUAAACCGGUUCAACCAGACGGGAUCCACUUCCACCUCUGGCUCUGCUCUCCAUCGGCGCCGCCUAUGAGAACCACCGCAGGUGCGAUUGUCACAGCACUCUCGAUAGCUGUAGUUGUUUCUUACUUCCUCUGCAAGCACACUGAAAAGAAGUCUUCUAGACGCAGACAAACCAAUUCACUGAAAAAGUCCAGAAAUGGGCUCGUUGCCGCCAUUGGCAACACCCCUUUGAUUAGAAUCAAUAGCCUUUCCGAAGCCACUGGCUGUGAGAUUCUCGGGAAAGCAGAGUUCUUGAAUCCAGGCGGGAGUGUUAAAGACAGGGUAGCUGUGAAAAUUAUUGAGGAGGCUUUGGAAUCAGGAGCACUAGCUGAAGGCGGCAUAGUUACAGAGGGCAGUGCUGGAAGCACAGCCAUAAGUCUUGCAACAGUAGCUCCCGCAUUUGGGUGUACAUGCCAUGUGGUUAUCCCCGAUGAUGCUGCUAUUGAGAAGUCUCAAAUCCUGGAAGCACUUGGGGCUACGGUUGAAAGGGUCCGGCCAGUUUCAAUAACUCACAAAGACCAUUUUGUUAAUAUUGCAAGAAGAAGGGCACUGGAGGCAAACGAAAUAGCUUUAAUUAGAAAAAGCAAAGCAGAUCAAAAUGGUGCCAAGGGGGUUAAACAAAUCAAUGGUCAUACAAUCAGUGAGGAAAAACAAAGUUCAACAUUCUCACUUGACUGCAAGGGUGGAUUUUUUGCAGAUCAAUUUGAAAACCUCGCAAAUUUUAGGGCCCACUAUGAGGGUACUGGGCCAGAGAUAUGGGAGCAAACAGGUGGGGAACUGGAUGCUUUUGUUGCAGCAGCAGGCACCGGUGGCACUGUUGCUGGCGUUUCGUGUUUUUUGAAGGAAAAAAACUCAAACAUCAAGUGCUUUCUUGUUGACCCCCCUGGUUCGGGUUUAUUUAACAAGGUAAUAAGAGGAGUCAUGUACACGAGAGAGGAAGCUGAAGGACGGAGGUUGAAGAACCCUUUCGACACUAUUACUGAAGGGAUUGGAAUCAAUCGACUGACAGAAAAUUUUAAGCUGGCAAAUCUUGAUGGGGCUUUCCGAGGCACAGACAUGGAAGCUGUUGAAAUGUCUAGGUAUCUGUUGAAGAAUGAUGGGCUGUUUGUUGGAAGUUCAUCAGCCAUGAAUUGUGUUGGAGCUGUUAGAGUGGCACGAGCAUUAGGGCCUGGCCACACUAUCGUGACGAUCUUGUGUGAUAGUGGCAUGAGGCAUCUAAGUAAGUUUUUCAAUUCUGAGUACUUGUCUCAACAUGGCUUGAGUCCUUCAGCAACUGGAUUGGAGUUUCUUGGCUUUAGUUGAAGUUCGCUUAUUACACAUUCUUUGUUUUUGUUUUUAUUUCUAUUUUUUGCACCUAAUAUAAUCACUAAAAACCGGUCUGUGACACAAAUACUAAUGCAGUAGAUCACACAAGAAACAUGUUUAGUGCUUGUACAUGAUAUGUUGUUCUUACCAGGUUUUCUUUUUUCUUUAUGUCAAUUACAUUUGAUGAUUCGA